Molecule: messenger RNA, 697 nt
Organism: Culicoides brevitarsis
Lineage: Eukaryota; Metazoa; Arthropoda; Insecta; Diptera; Ceratopogonidae
Product: nitric oxide synthase-interacting protein homolog
Exons: 2
Cellular component (GO): nucleus
Molecular function (GO): ubiquitin protein ligase activity
Source: RefSeq, a predicted model, not a curated record
CGAAGUAAACAAACAAAAAUCAAUCGACUCUAAAAAAAAUCAUCAAAAACUCCUAAAAAUGACUCGCCACGCUCGAAAUAGUACUGCCGGAGCUGUUUACACGUAUCACGAGAAGAAAAAGGACGCAUCUAGUGGCGGAUAUGGCACGAAUUCAGCUCGCAUUGGCAAAGAUUCAGUGAAAAACUUUGAUUGUUGCUCCUUAACUCUCCAACCGUGUGCAAAUCCCGUCAUCACUAAAGACGGAGUUUUGUUUGACAAAGAAGCGAUUCUGCAAUACAUUUUGACGAAAAAAGAAGAAUACAAUCGCAAAAUGAAGGAAUACGAGAAACAAUUGAAAACCGACGAGGAAGAACAAAAUGAAAUCGCAAACGCCGAAGAAAACAAACGCAUUGAAAAAUUCAUCAGCACGGAGAAAAAUAUCGUCUCAACCGCUAAAAUUGGCUCAAAACUGCCUGAACCAGGAACCAGUUCAAGUACAAUCUCCAACAUGUCGAACGGAAAACACAAACAACUUCCCAGCUUUUGGGCUCCAUCCGAAACUCCCGACGCGAAACGAGCAAAAAUUGAAAAACCCGAUAAGCAAGUUUAUUGUCCCAUCACCAACAAGCCGAUCAAAGUCAAAGAUCUCAUUGACGUCAAAUUCACCCUCGUUAAUGACGAUGACAAGGACAAAAAGUCGCUCAUUAUCAAGGAAGCG